GUAAGUGAAAUAUUGGAAACAUCUGAUGUUAGAGAAUGGCAAUGGAUACAAACGAAACAAAACGUCGCAGAUGAAGGAACCAAAUGGAAACGAGUUCCAGACAUGAGUGGAUCCAGCCGGUGGCUGAACGGGCCGGAUUUUUUAAGCAAACCGGAAGCAGAAUGGCCCGUCAAGCAUCAAACUUCUGGAACAACUGUAGAAGAAUUACGUCCUCAUCUGCUUGUGCAUCUUGUGUCAUCUGAAGCAAUCAUUGAUCCUCAUAGAUUCUCCAAAUGGACCGAACUGCUACGCCGUAUGGCUUACGUGUUCCGUUUUGUCAAAAAUACAAGGAUUUCCGAACAGGAGAGGAGCUUUGGGCCUUUGACGUCAUCGGAGCUGGCUGAAGCUGAAAACUAUUUCUAUCGACUUGCUCAACGGAGUGUCUUCGCCGAUGAAGUAGCAGUUUUGUUAGACAGGAGAAUGUCAGAAAACUCCAAGCUUGUCAUUCCAAAGAGCAGCUCAAUACACAACCUUUGUCCGUUCCUCGAUAAAGAUGAUCUGCUACGCGUACGUGGUAGAACCGGAGAGUGUCGGUUCAUCAAUCAGGAGACUGUCAACCCCAUUAUCCUUCCUAAGGCUCAUCACGUCACUAGUCUAGUUGUGUCCCAUUAUCACAGGAAAUACCAUCACCAAAACCAUAAUGUCACCAUCAACGAACUGCGACAAAAGUUUAGUAUUCCCCAACUGAAGGCUACAUAUAACAAGGUCCGGCGAGACUGCCAGCAGUGCAAGAACGACUCUGCGCGGCCAGAACCGCCGGCCAUGGGGGAUUUACCCUUACCUCGAUUAGCUGCUUACGCUCGUCCUUUCACGUACAUGGGAGUGGACUACUUCGGCCCCUAUGUGAUCAUUCUGGGACGUCGUUUAGAAAAGCGGUGGGUACUUCUAGCUACCUGCCUCACCACUCGAGCCGUUCACUUGCAGAUAGUUCACUCUAUGACCACCGAUUCAUGUAUAAUGGCCCUCAGGAACGUCAUGGCCAGGAGAGGUGUUCCGGCGGUUAUUUACAGCGAUCACGGGACAAAUUUUCAAGGCGCCAGCAACGAAUUAGAGGAAGCUAUGGAGAACCUGGACCGAGCGAGGUUCGAAACCGAGUUUACAACUUCUCAUACGUCCUGGAAAUUCAUCCCACCGGCUUCGCCGCAUAUGGGCGGCGCAUGGGAGCGCCUCGUGCGUAUCGUGAAGCAGAACCUUGCUAAACUAAAACCGAGCAGGACGAUGUCUCAUGAAGUCCUGGAAAACAUGUUGACGGAGGUCGAGAAUGUGGUCAAUUCGCGCCCGAUGACCAAUCUACCGUUGGACGACGACCAGUCGCCAGUAUUAACCCCAAACCAUUUCUUACUGGGUUCUAGCAAUGGAUUGCGAUCGUGGGUACCUUUCAGUGACAGUUCGGAAUUGUUGAAAAAUUCUUGGAAAGUUUCGCAGAGCCUGGCCAACCAGUUUUGGAGGCAAUGGCUACGAGAUUACUUGCCGUAUAUUACCCGACGCACGAAAUGGUUCACAGAUGUGGAACCGAUUAGAGUCAACGAUCUGGUUGUCAUCGUAGACCCAAAACUUCCACGGAAUAGCUGGCCGAAAGGCCGCGUUAUUGGCGUCAAACAAGGACCAGAUAACCAAGUGAGGAGUGCCACCGUGCAGACUUCCCAAGGUAUUUAUGAGCGGCCCGCAGUGAAGCUCGCCGUGCUCGACGUAGGCGUUAGAACCAAUGCAGCCCUGAACGACCGCAUUCGGGGGGGAGUGUUGGGUACGCUACAUCAACGCCCGUCGAACACCAUAUGCCCCACUCCAGCUAUAGCUGAUUUGUCACACCCAGCACCUACGGAGAGGAUCGUUCGAAGUUGAGAAGUACACACCACAAUGCAUCUUUGUCAAUAGACAUGAAAUUACGUUCGCUCGGUGAUGACUGUGCUUGUGAUAAACACCUAUGAAAUUAAGUGGAAUAUCUUUAUGAGUUUGGAUUGCUACAGUUAGAAUUGUUUGCGCCUAUCUAGAAUUGUUGAUAUUAUCCCAGCCUGGUUGAUAAAAGUGUCGCUUGGAAAGCAAAUGAAUUCGGACACGUCAAUUGAAAGGCAUAUAUCGACUGAAUUAAAUCUUAAUCCUAUCAAUUUAAAGUUAAUUAACGGUAUGACCAUCAAUGAAUUGCUUUCCAUUAAAUAAUUGAUAUGUUAUGAUCCUACAGCUAGAAUUCUGCGAGAUUUGUCAGCAAUAGUAGCCAAUUAAGUUCCAUUUGAAUCUCCAUUUAAGCAGUUUAGGGUAAGAGGUCCUGUUUUCAUACUCAGUCCCAUUGUAUUUAGUUUUACCGCACCCAUUAACAGAUCUUACAGUAACAACCGCAAAUAGUGGACCACCACCUGGUGUUGAAGAACUUCUGUUGAGUGGUAGCUAGACUACAGUAAGAACAAAUUAAUCCACAU
This is a messenger RNA of Aedes albopictus (Asian tiger mosquito), 2453 nucleotides long. RefSeq lists its product as uncharacterized. The transcript has 2 exons. Lineage: Eukaryota; Metazoa; Arthropoda; Insecta; Diptera; Culicidae. Bases 103 to 1881 code for a protein of 592 amino acids. The record is from RefSeq and is a predicted model, not a curated record. Gene Ontology annotation, molecular function: nucleic acid binding. Gene Ontology annotation, biological process: DNA integration.